UGCGGCGGCGGUAGGGCGCGCGGCGGCGAUGGGCGGCCGGGCUCUGCCGGCGCCGCUGCUGCUGGGGCUGCCGCUGCUGCUGGGGCUGCCGGCGGCGGGGCGCGCCGCUUCCAAGGCGCUGGUGUGCCAGGAGAUCACGGUGCCGAUGUGCAAGGGCAUCGGCUACAACCUCACCUACAUGCCCAACCAGUUCAACCACGACACGCAGGACGAGGCCGGGCUGGAGGUGCACCAGUUCUGGCCGCUGGUGGAGAUCCAGUGCUCCCCGGACCUGCGCUUCUUCCUCUGCAGCAUGUACACCCCCAUCUGCCUGCCUGACUACACCAAGCCGCUGCCCCCCUGCCGCUCCGUCUGCGAGCGGGCCAAGGCCGGCUGCUCGCCCAUCAUGCAGCAGUACGGCUUCGCCUGGCCCGAGAGGAUGAGCUGCGACAGCCUGCCGGUGCUGGGGGACACCGAGGUGCUCUGCAUGGGCUACAACCACACGGAAGCCACCACCUUGCCGCCUUUCUUCGGGAAGCCCACGCGCCCAGCCAAGGACGCAGCCAAAAACCUGACGCCGCUCGGUGGGCAGCGCCCCGCGGGGACAGAGUGCGGGCAGACUUGCAAGUGCAAAGCGCCGCUGAUCCCUAUCUCGAAGGAGUCCCAUCCGCUGUACAACCGUGUAAGGACCGGGCAGGUGGCCAACUGCGCCAUGCCAUGCUACCAGCCCUACUUCACCCAGGACGAGAAGACCUUCGCCACCUUCUGGAUUGGUCUUUGGUCCAUCCUCUGCUUCCUGUCCACCUCCACCACCGUGGCCACCUUCCUCAUUGACAUGGAGCGUUUCAAGUACCCUGAGCGCCCCAUCAUCUUCCUCUCCGCAUGCUACCUCUUUGUCUCUGUGGGCUACAUCGUGCGGCUGGUGGCAGGGCACGCCAACGUGGCUUGCAACCCAGAGCACCACCACAUCCACUACGAGACCACGGGCCCCGCACUCUGCACUGUGGUCUUCCUUCUCCUCUACUUCUUCGGCAUGGCUAGCUCCAUCUGGUGGGUCAUCCUGUCCCUCACCUGGUUCCUGGCUGCCGGCAUGAAGUGGGGCAACGAGGCCAUCGCUAGCUACGCGCAGUACUUCCACCUGGCCGCCUGGCUCAUCCCCAGCGCCAAGUCCAUAGCUGUGCUGGCACUCAGCUCUGUGGAUGGUGAUCCAGUGGCUGGGGUUUGCUAUGUGGGCAACCAGAGCCUGGAGAACCUGCGGGGCUUCGUGCUGGCGCCGCUGGUGGUUUAUCUGUUCACUGGCAGCCUCUUCCUGCUGGCUGGCUUCAUCUCACUGUUCCGCAUCCGCAGCGUGAUCAAGCAGGGUGGCACCAAGACCGACAAGCUGGAGAAGCUGAUGAUCCGUAUCGGCAUCUUCACUGUACUCUAUACCGUGCCCGCUACCAUCGUCAUCGCCUGCUACAUCUAUGAGCAGCACAACCGUGAGGCGUGGGAGCGGGCGCAGAACUGCUCCUGCCCAGGGGACACCCACCGCCCCAAGCCUGACUACGCUGUCUUCAUGCUCAAGUACUUCAUGUGCCUUGUGGUGGGCAUCACCUCUGGCGUCUGGAUCUGGUCUGGCAAAACGCUUGAGUCUUGGAGGCGCUUCACAGCCCGCUGCUGCCGGCCCAGGAAGCCCGCGGGUGCUGCUGCAUACAGCGAGGCCAGCCCGGCGCUGGCAGGCAGGACGGUGCUGCCCAGCAUGGCCUCCUACCACAAGCAGGUCCCACUGUCCCACGUGUGACCGGAGGGAGCCUCGGUGACCCCAGCCACAGAGGGUUGCAAAGACCCCGUGCCACAGAAGAGGGAGUGGUGGCACAGCCACCCCUGUGUCGCCAGCCCCGCCGCAGUGGAGCUGCCCAGGACCAAGUGCGUGUGCCCAUGGGGCACGGAGCAGCCACAGCCCUGGGCAGGGGCAGGUAGCCGUGUGGCCUCAGGGCAGGUUGUGCUGGUACCAGGGCGCGGGGCAGAGCUGGAGCGGGCAGGGCUGGCAGUGGCCCCUAUGCCCAGGUGAUGGUUGGCACUGGCACUGAGCCACUUGCUGCAGCCAGGAGAGCUGGCUGGGGGGGAGAGGGGGGCUGACCCCUGCCCUGCUGCGCCUGCAUUUCCGGGCACAGCUGUGUCAUGGCAGAGAGGGCUGGGGGCCCCAGUGCGGGGCUCGGGCAGCAGGAUGGGAGCAGGGCUUCAUCUCAGGAGGAGAGGGAGGGAGGGAGGGUGCUGCACAGGCUGGGGGUUGCACAGCUGGUGGUAGAACAGGGCUCAGUGAGGACCUGUCACCUGGCCUCGGGGAUGGGCAGGGGCAGGGCCCGGCUUGCUGCCACGCAGCCGGGGCCAGGUGAGCCCAAGUUCCCUUUCCCUGCACAAGUGCGUGCCGGCUUCAUGGGCAGGGCUGGGGCCACUCCAUCUCCGGUGCUGUGGGAAGGGUGGGCACUGCUCCGCGCCUCUGGUGUCUCCCUGGCGCUGUGCAGGCUGCCUGGGCUGAGGCGGGGGCCCCAGCACCCUGCCUGCCCGUCCGGGCACGCAGCGCAGUGGCUGAGCGUGGCAGAGCCGGCCAUGCCAGGGCGGUUGUGUUUCUGAACCGGGUUGUACGUGCAUGGGGGUUUUCCAAGACAGCCAGUCAUCUGUCUGUCUUGGGAAACAGCUGGGUCUUCUAGCAGCCAGCUGGUUUCACCUCUUCUUGCUGCUUUUUUGAAAGCUAUACCUCUGUCAGAGAUAGAGACAGGUUCAGGAGUUACCAGUUAAUUUAGGAAAGCUCAGCAGAGCACUCGUACUCCUUUCCCCCCAGCUCCACAAGCCUUUUUCGCUUCCCUGGUUUGGCAGGAGGAGGGCACUGACAGAAGCAGUGCGUGGCAUUAAGCCACCGUGGCGGCAGGGCUUCAGUAAGUAGGACGCUGAGGGGCCCUGUGUCAACCUCACUGAACAGCAGCGAGGCUGGGGGAGCUCCAGUGGCAGCAGGGGAUGAGAGGUGGCUGCGGCUGGCUUCAGCUUCCCGUGAAAGCACCUGAGGGAUUGUUGAUUCUUUUCCCCCUGCCCUAAACAGCAGUCAUGUACGUAACCUCCCAGUGAUUACUCGAGUUCUUUUUGCCCUCCUUCAAGCAUGGCACUGUGACCUGGCCACUUGAGCACAGGAGAAAAGCAGCUGGCUUUGCUCUGUGGGACUGCACAGGUCUGAGGUUGUUCUUGACACCCUCGGACCACUUAAGUCAAGGAGCUUUCCGCCUCAUUUUAAAACCAAAGCCCGGGAAGCGAGGGGCCACUCAAAUGGCACAUCUACUGAUAAAGGCACUGCCAAGACACUGCAUGCGUGUCCCUGCGGCACUGCAGAGAGCAGCUGGUGGCACAGGGCCGGAGCACUCUGCGGAAACUUUAGAUGCAGGUAUCAGCACUCUUGCGACAGAGGGCUGGCUUGCUCCAGCGUGUUGCAGUACUUCAGCUUGGACAGAAUUGCACCAUGUUCUGUUACAAACUGUAAAUAGUUGUAUUAUAGGCUGUUUUGUACAUACAGGAGCCGUAGUGAACUUUGAUACGGGUUUGGGACAGGUGUGUUCUCAGCAGUGGGGCAGGUCAGGUGCAGAGAUGCUGUGGGUAGGCUCAUGUUGUAAUCCGGGGCAUUAAAUAAUUCUAACCUGAUCCAAUCCACGCCUCACUGGACUUGUCUCUUUCUAUAGUGCCUUUUGUAGAUACAGCUAAACACACACCAUGCAAUACAAGAACAAAAACAUGUCAAAGGUUGUGUUUUGUUUUGUUUUUUAAAAGUGUAAUUGACUAUGUAAA
Oxyura jamaicensis (ruddy duck) is the source of this 3789-nucleotide messenger RNA. RefSeq names its product frizzled class receptor 5 (gene FZD5). The transcript has a single exon. The coding region runs from base 29 to 1759 and encodes 576 amino acids. Gene Ontology annotation, molecular function: Wnt-protein binding; Wnt receptor activity. Lineage: Eukaryota; Metazoa; Chordata; Aves; Anseriformes; Anatidae. Gene Ontology annotation, cellular component: plasma membrane. Gene Ontology annotation, biological process: canonical Wnt signaling pathway; non-canonical Wnt signaling pathway. The record is from RefSeq and is a predicted model, not a curated record.